AUUCACAGUUAAUGUCUGGUGAUUUUGUCUUGGCGACGUUGGUGGUUACGGUUCUUUCGAUACGUGCGCUAGCUUCGUGAAAGGAUGGCUCCGAAGUACGAGCUGGCCGUUGGCCUCAACAAGGGCCACAAAACGACGAAAAUUCGAGUGGCGAAAAGCAAGUCCGAGAAGGAGAAGACCGUGUGUCUUCGACCGUCUAGAUUAAAGGGGAAACAAACCAAACACAGCAAGUUCGUGAGAGACUUGAUCCGUGAAGUCACAGGACAUGCUCCAUAUGAGAAACGUACGAUGGAGUUGUUGAAGGUGUCCAAGGACAAGCGUGCUCUGAAAUUCUUAAAGAGGAGGCUGGGCACACACAUCCGUGCUAAGAGGAAGCGAGAAGAACUUGGAAAUAUCCUGGUACAGAUGAGGAAAGCUGCUCAUCACUAAGUCCUUUGUCUAUAAAUUAAUACAUUUUUAAUAAAUGGAUAUAAGUUAUAUAAAACUCA
This is a messenger RNA of Dinoponera quadriceps, 488 nucleotides long. It is a transcript of the gene RpL36, whose product is annotated as 60S ribosomal protein L36. Gene Ontology annotation, molecular function: structural constituent of ribosome. Bases 85 to 429 code for a protein of 114 amino acids. Gene Ontology annotation, cellular component: cytosolic large ribosomal subunit; ribosome. The transcript is spliced from 4 exons. Gene Ontology annotation, biological process: cytoplasmic translation. The record is from RefSeq and is a predicted model, not a curated record. Lineage: Eukaryota; Metazoa; Arthropoda; Insecta; Hymenoptera; Formicidae.